Salvelinus namaycush (lake trout) is the source of this 2958-nucleotide messenger RNA. Its product is annotated as myosin VIIA and Rab interacting protein. The transcript has 16 exons. Gene Ontology annotation, molecular function: actin binding; small GTPase binding; myosin binding. The record is from RefSeq and is a predicted model, not a curated record. Lineage: Eukaryota; Metazoa; Chordata; Actinopteri; Salmoniformes; Salmonidae. Gene Ontology annotation, cellular component: cortical actin cytoskeleton. Gene Ontology annotation, biological process: intracellular protein transport.
AUGGGGCGCAAGCUGGACCUGUCGGGCUUGACGGACAUUGAGGCAGAUCACGUGCUGAAGGUGGUGCAGAGGGACAUGAAGCUGAGGAAGAAGGAAGAGGACAGGCUCAGUGAGAUGAAGCAGGAGCUGGCGGAGGAAGGCAGCAGAUGCUCCGUCCUCUCCAAGCAGCCCCGCUUCAACGAGCGCUGCUGCAUCCGCUGCUGCUCUCCCUUCACCUUCCUGGUCAACCCCAAGCGCCCGUGUCUGGACUGCCAGUACAACGUCUGCAAGGCCUGCCGCACCUACAGCAAGCGGGAGAAAGCCUGGCUCUGCGCCGCCUGCCAGAAGACCAGGAUAUUGAGGACCCAGUCUCUGGAAUGGUUCUAUAACAACUUGAAGAGCCGCUUCAAGAGGUUCGGCAGUGCCAAGGUUCUGAAGACGCUCUACAGGAAUCACAUAGUGGAGAGAGGAGGCUACUCCGAUCUACCAGAAAGCAGUGUUCACGACGGAAGCAAUGGCAACGAUGGCAGCGUGUGUGGCAGUGACUCCACCUUCUACAGGCAGAGUGAAGGACACAGCAUGGCAGAGACCCUCACUGUUGCCCUGCGUGUUGCUGAGGAGGCCAUAGAGGAAGCCAUCGCCAAGGCAGAGGAGUUUACUGACAGCUUGGAGAAGCAGAAUGAGGCUCGCUACCUACGGGACCACAAAGAGGAGCUUAUAGAGGAACUUGCCACAACCAUCGUACAAAAAAUAAUCCAGAGGAGGAAGCGUUCAGAGAUGCAGACAGAGUAUGACUUUGUUUGGCCCCAGAGCCAGGGCCAGCCCCAGGGCAGUGAGAUGUCCUCCCCCAGCCAGCCCCCUCACAGCACCCUGGCCCAGGCCAACCAGGCCCACCUCAAGAGUUCCUAUUCCCUCUGGAGGUCGCGGUCUGCGUUCUCCCUGACCAGUGACGAUUCUCCAGAGAAGAACACCGAGGCACUAGUAGGGGCGGGGGGAGGUGAAGGGGUACCGGACUACGCCUCUCUGAAGAAGGAGACCGCCAGGGCCUCCUCACUGCCCAGCUGGAAGAGUGUGGACCGCCUGGACAACUCCAGUGCGUCCUCGGUGCUGCAGAGCCCUGACGGUAACUGGAUCGCUCUGCAGAGCUCUCAGCACUCCCGUCCCAGCCUACUGACCAAGAGAAAGUCGCUGGUGUUCAGCGUCCUGGAGAAAGAGUCCGACGUGGUCUCGGCCUACGACGAGAUGGGCCCCGAGGACGACCAGGAGGACGACAAGGGGGGCUGGGGGGCCGCGCUGCGCCAGUUCCAACGGAAACUCUCCGACGAGACCUACUACACGGACUCCCAGCACGACCCUGAGUGGACGUACACCCCGGUCCACCUCCCGGUCACCUCGCCCUCCUCGGGCCAGUACACCAACACAGAGACCCUCAACUCUGACUCAGAGUGUUCCUCUGUACCCCCCGCCCGCCCUCACAAACCCCUCCAGAACAUAAUGAAGAAGACAGGCCCUAACCAGGACCCGUAUCUUCAUCCCCAGCAAGCUCAGAACCACCAUCAUCAGCAUCAACACCAGAACCCCCCUUCGUACUCGCUCCACCCGGAGGCGCUGGAUGUGAACUUUAACCCCAAGGUUACGGGGGACAGUGGACAAAGCAACCAUGUCAGGAGGUCGCGGAGACGCAGGAAGAGCAAGAGGGAGCUGGGGGAGAACCAGGCCCACGCACAGACACAUACACAGCCCCUUUAUUCGUCAUCUGCACAGAGUGGCAUGAGUGAGGAGAUGCCAGGGCCUGACGUGGGGCCCGUGCCCGAGACCAACUCUGCGGUCAUGACCCCCGAGCCCAAGAACCAGGACACUGUGGCCCCUAACUCUGCGGCCCCCAGUUCCCCUAACUGCAUGGCCCCUGCCCCUGGCCCCCUCUCCCCCAGCAGCUCUGGGCCCGGCUCGGGAGAAACACUGGAGCAGGAGCUCUACUCCAAACUGGGCCAGCUGGUUGAACGAGCCAGCAGCAAGGAAGUAGCGAGCUCAUCCGAGGAUGAGCCAAUCAAAAGUCCCGGAAGGAGAGACAGAGAAAGUGACAGACAGAAAGAGAAGCUGAGGCAGAUUGAUGUGUCUCUUGACGUGUGUGUGUGUGUCUCUUGACGUGUGUGUGCACGUGUGUGUGUUGAGCAGAAGUACUCGGCCGCAUCGCUGUGCAGUAUCACCACAGAGGUACUAAAGGUGCUCAACGCCACAGAGGAACUGAUUGGUGAGGCGGGGGGCGAUAGUGUCACCCCCUCUGAGUGCAUGAGCGCGUCUGAGUCCUUCCUCAGCAACUUAGAGACCAGGAAGCUGGACCAGAAACUCACCAAGAUGGAGGAAAACGUGUACAUGGCUGCGGGGGCGGUGUACGGCCUGGAGGGGGCACUGGGGGACCUGGAGAAGGUGGCCCGAGGCAUCAGCAGUGGCACCUCAGACAGAGACCUGGCCUUCCUGGAGGACCAGGUGGCCACUGCUGCUGCCCAGGUGCAGCAGUCUGAGCUCCAGAUAUCAGACAUCGAGGAGAGGAUAUUAUCUCUAAAAACAGCUGGACUGAAUGUCACCGCCUGCAAUCGUUUCUCCAACUUCUCCAAGCCAAAACCUAAGCCUCAAACCCUUGACACAUCACGCCAACAGAGGAGAAAACUACCUGCCCCUCCGGUCAAAGAUAAGGAGUCUGAGCAGCAGUGCCUUGAUCCAGCGUCUGCCUUGGGCUAUGCAGGGGCCAACACCUUCCCUGUGCACCCCACCCAGCGCUCUCCUCAGCCAGGCACGGCCCCAUCCAGUCACCCCCUGAAUACCUCCAGACCCCCUUCCCUGCCUCCCCCAGCCCAGGACCGACUCAUUCAACCCCUGUCCCAACCUACUCCAUCAGCCCGCUGGGCCUCAUUCACUGUAACUACCGCACCACAACGCCCACAACAGGGUGGUUUGAUAGACGACGUGUCUCUGCCUUAA